AUGUUUGAACAAGUAUAUCUUGAGAUUUCAGCAGUUGAAUUCAUUAAAAGAAAUAGUGAAAAAGAAACUAAACAUGAAAGAGGUAUUAUUUUUAAGGAGAAAUUCAUGAAUUUCGAUAUAUUUUUCGGCAUGAAAAGAGGAGAAAUUAAUCAGACUCCUAUUACAAAAAUUGAUUUAAUUGCAAACAUAAAUGAUAUUGAUUCUAGAUUUGAAGUUACAAUAAAGUUUACAAACAAUAAAGAUGGCUAUAAGUAUUAGUGGUAUCUAGAAGGUAUGCUGCUCGUGCCUAUUAAAUGA
Molecule: messenger RNA, 297 nt
Organism: Stylonychia lemnae
Lineage: Eukaryota; Ciliophora; Spirotrichea; Sporadotrichida; Oxytrichidae
Source: the annotation of a GenBank genome assembly